Hordeum vulgare subsp. vulgare (domesticated barley) is the source of this 2264-nucleotide messenger RNA. RefSeq names its product vacuolar-sorting receptor 7-like. The transcript has 6 exons. Lineage: Eukaryota; Viridiplantae; Streptophyta; Magnoliopsida; Poales; Poaceae. Bases 328 to 2259 code for a protein of 643 amino acids. The record is from RefSeq and is a predicted model, not a curated record. Gene Ontology annotation, molecular function: calcium ion binding.
GCAGACUUGCAGCCGGUCAAUGCAAAAUUACAAAAGUUUGGCACAUCAUCUUGUACAGCGACAUGGCGCAGAAAACUUCAACCUUUGAACUUUUAGAGUAGACUCCAAAUUGCAGUCUACGGACCAGCUCCCCCCAACAUGUUUUUAUUCCUCCAAUUUUCCUAUGAAAAACUCGUAGUCUCUCUCUCAUUAGUCUCUUCCCUGGCAAAACUUCCAUUCCAUGUCGUCUCCACUACGUGGUCUCCCGUCUUAACCAACAGAGCCACGAUUUUUUCUUCCUAAGAACGCAGAGGAAAGCAGAGCCACACCGGACCGAGAGGCGUGGCGAUGGCGCUCCACGGGCACGGCGGGAGGAGGGGGAGGCUCGCCGCCGCCGCGGUGUGGCUGGUCGUGGUGACCACGGCGAGCGUGGCGUCGGCGCGGUUCGUUGUGGAGAAGAACAGCAUCAAGGUGCUGUCGCCGCACUCGCUCCGGGGCCGCCACGAGGCCGCGAUCGCCAACUACGGCGUCCCGGACUACGGCGGCACGCUGACGGGCGUGGUGCUGUACCCGGCGGACACGAGCCUGGCCACCGGGUGCAAGCCGUUCGGCGCGACGGCGUUCAAGUCCCGCUCCGGCCGGCCGGUGGUGCUCCUGGUGGACCGCGGCGGCUGCUACUUCGCCCUCAAGACGUGGAACGCGCAGCAGGCCGGCGCGGCGGCGGUGCUGGUGGCGGACAGCGUGGACGAGCCGCUGCUGACCAUGGACACCCCGGAGGAGGAGACCCCCGACAUGGCCUUCCUUGCCAACAUCACCGCCCCCUCCGCCCUCGUCUCCAAGCCCUUCGGCGACGCCCUCCGCGCGGCGGCGUCCGACCCCAAGUCCGGCGAGGUGGUGGUCCGGCUGGACUGGCGCGAGUCGAUGCCGAACCCGGACGCGCGGGUGGAGUACGAGUUCUGGACCAACAGCAACGACGAGUGCGGGCCCCGGUGCGACGAGCAGGCGGCGUUCGUGGCGGCGUUCCGCGGCCACGCGCAGCUGCUGGAGAAGGCCGGCGACGCGCUCUUCACGCCGCACUACAUCACCUGGUUCUGCCCCGCCGAGUACCGGGGCACGCGGCAGUGCGCGUCGCAGUGCAUCAACCGCGGCCGGUACUGCGCGCCGGACCCGGAGGGGGACCUCGGCGCCGGCUACCGGGGCCGCGACGUGGUGCUGGAGAACCUCCGGCAGCUGUGCGUGCACCGGGUGGCCAGCGCCCGGAACGCGUCGUGGGCGUGGUGGGACUUCGUGGCCGACUACCGCGUCCGGUGCUCCAUGCGGGAGAAGAAGUACUCCCGCGGGUGCGCCGAGGAGGUGGUGGCGUCGCUCGGCCUGCCGUCGGAGCUGGUCGAGCAGUGCAUGGGCGACCCCGACGCCGACGCCGACAACGACGUGCUCAGGACGGAGCAGGUCGUGCAGGUCGGGCAGGGCAACCGCGGCGACGUCACCAUCCUGCCCACGCUCGUCAUCAACAACGUGCAGUACCGGGGGAAGCUGGAGAGCACGGCCGUCCUCAAGGCCAUCUGCGCCGGUUUCAAGGAGACCACGGAGCCCCGCGUGUGCAUGACACAAGAUAUGGAGACGGACGAGUGCCUGCACAACAACGGCGGCUGCUGGCGCGACGACAAGACCAACAUCACCGCCUGCAAGGACACGUACAGGGGGAGGGUGUGCGAGUGCCCGGCGGUGGACGGCGUGCAGUACGAGGGGGACGGGUACAAGGAGUGCAAGCCGGUCGGCCCCGGCCGGUGCGCCGCCAACAACGGCGGGUGCUGGAAGGAGACGAGGCACGGCAAGACCUUCUCCGCCUGCAGGGGCUCCGAGUCGCUCAGCGGCUGCGAGUGCCCGCCGGGCUUCAAGGGCGACGGCCUCACCUGCCAAGACGUGGACGAGUGCAGCGACAAGGUGGCGUGCACCUGCCCGGCCUGCUCCUGCAGGAACACCUGGGGCGGCUACCACUGCGGCUGCGGCGGCGGCGGCGGCAACCAGGUGUACGUCAUGGCCGAGGACACCUGCGUGGGGAAGAGCGCGGCGGCCACGGGGUGGCUGGUGACGGCGCUGGUGCUCUCGUGCCUCGUCGGCGCCGGGCUCGCCGGCUUCGCCUUCUACAAGUACAGGCUCAGGCGGUACAUGGACUCGGAAGUGGCGGCGAUCAUGUCGCAGUACAUGCCUCUGGAGGGCCAGAGCAGCACCGGCGGCGAGAACCGGCCGCUCAGGGAGGAGGCCGUCGAGGCAGCAUAGAUGGC